Messenger RNA from Chilo suppressalis (striped riceborer), 1023 nucleotides. NCBI's taxonomy places the organism in Eukaryota, Metazoa, Arthropoda, Insecta, Lepidoptera, Crambidae. The record is from the annotation of a GenBank genome assembly.
AUGGGAGAUCUAAUGGAAAUAACUACAUGGCCUAAUCACCGCAACAUUUUCUAUAGAAUAUCCAGUAAUGGAUUGAUAUUUGAAGUGAAGGGCCACGAAAAUGCUGCCAUUGGUUUGACGAAAAAACUUGGAACUACCUGUGACUUUAAGGUUGUUUUGGGACAAAAUCAUCAGUCCUGGAUUAAGAAAGAAGGUGGUCAAGGAGCUACAGUUCGUACACCUAAUAUAAUCAGCAAUACAGAAUAUAGGAAGUUUUGGCUUGCUUGGAGGAGUGGUGUCAUUCAGUUGGGAAGAUAUAACAAUAGAAAUCCAAUAAUUUCGUUCAGAUAUAAAGCAGAUAUCAGUUAUAUAACAUUUUGGGCAGGAAACAGUAAUAGUAUAGUUCCUAUACACUGGCGUUUUGAAUUGCCACCUCUAAUUGAAAAACCAAGACUAAAACCAGUUACUGGUGGUGAAGUACAAUGGGUGAAUGCAGAUUAUAAUUUACCAGACGGCUCUCUAAUUGGUGGCUAUGAAAAGGAAACUGUAUAUAUUAUAAGAGCACAUCAUAGUGGGUCUUUGACACCUGGUAAAUUUGUUCCUUCUUUUGGACUGGGUUUUGUAUCAUGGGGAGGUAGUUCACAUGAGAAGAUGACUUUUGAGGUUCUAUGUGGCUUUGAUUGCACUUGGGUACCAACCUAUGAAGACAGAAUACCAGUUGGAGCAGUGGAAGGUGGCUACUCGGAGGAUCGAAAUCGGGAAAAGUUGUAUGUAGGCCGUGCAGUGUAUGAUGGCCAUGUUAUACCUGGAAAGGUACAACCAUCGCACAAAGUGUGCUAUAUACCAUAUGAAAACAGAGAAGUAGCCAUCAAGAAGUAUGAAAUUUUAGUAUCUCCUUCUCAAAACACACGCUGUGCCAAUAGACUGUUGCUAGACAACAUGGAUAUUGAAAGUCCUCCAGAUUCUGAAGAAGAUGAAGACCCUGAAGAUGAAGAUGCUGAAUUUGAAGAACCUGUAGUGUUUGAAGUAGUAGAUGCACUUUGA